This is a messenger RNA of Astrephomene gubernaculifera, 4091 nucleotides long. NCBI's taxonomy places the organism in Eukaryota, Viridiplantae, Chlorophyta, Chlorophyceae, Chlamydomonadales, Astrephomenaceae. The record is from the annotation of a GenBank genome assembly.
GGGCUGUUCGUGCGAGGCAGCGAGGUGGCUGGCGGGGUGGGGGGCGGCACCUCGCGCAAGGUGCCCGUGCUGCUGGAGGUUGGGGCCGAUGUCGAGGAUGAGGCAGCCGAUGCAGACACAACUGGCAUUGGCGGCGGUGACGGCGGCAGAGAUGGCGCCGCAUCUCGUCAAAACCAAACGGGAGGGCCCUCGGGCGACGCCGCCGCCGCCUCCAGUGAUGAGGGCAGCAAUCAAGUAAAGGGGAGCUUCCUUUCGCAGCUCCGGGGUGUCUUCGGGGGCGGCGCGAAUAAAGGAGGCCAUAACCUCGUGCCACCAACCUUGCCGCUGCCGUCAAUGGCCGAGCUCGACGCCCAAGCAGAGGCGGCAGGGGCCGCUGCCGCCACAGGAUCGGACGGCGCCGCUGGGUCAAGGCCUGCAUCCGCUUUGGGAACGGGUGCAGGCGCGGGAGUGCCGGUUGCUGCUAGUGUUAGGAACGGCGGCGGAGGCGCCGCCGGCAGUUGUGGCGCCGGCGUUGGCGAGGACGAGGCCCCAGGAGGCAAUGAGGAGGGUGCUUUGGAAAGCGGACCGCGUACGGGCGCCAGGUUGUGGCAGUACGGCAGCGGCGGUGGCAGCGACGCUGAUGCUGCCUCACCUGGCGAUGGCGCCUCCGCCAAGGCAAGCAGCUUGCCGCCCAUCUUUGGCCACGCCACCGGGUUAGGCGGCCCGCCGCGGGACGCCGCGGUGUUGAGUGGGGACAUUGGUGAGGACUUGGAGGCUGGAGGUGCCGCACCUGGCGGCAGCAAGCGUGCCGUACCUUUCAAACGUCCCGGCGGUAGCCUGAGCGGCGACAUGGACGAUGACGUACAUGGCGGUACGGCAGGUAGAGGUAAGAGCGGUAUGGCAGCCACCCAGCGUGCUGUGGGGUGGAAGCAUGGCGCUGACGGCGACGGCGGCGACAUCGAUGACGAAGAGUCGGCGGCGGCGGCGGCGCUAACCCAGGCUGAUCGUGAUAAACGAGGCAUGCACUUCAACCGCCCUGGCGGCGGUCACGACGGCGAGGUUGACGACGAGGCUAGUAACGCUGCAGCGGCAGCUGGCGGCGCCGCUGCUGCAGGGGCAGCUGGUCACGCCAGGGACUUCAAAUACGCUGGCGACGGCCUGGGUGGAGGGAUGGCGGAGGAAGACGCGGCGGCGGCAGUAGCCCAAGGCGGCGGCGCCGCCGCCGGCCGGCGUGGCAUGCACUUCAACCGCCCUGGCGGUGGUCACGACGGCGAGGUUGACGACGAGGCUAGUAACGCUGCAGCGGCAGCUGGCGGCGCCGCUGCUGCAGGGGCAGCUGGUCACGCCAGGGACUUCAAAUACGCUGGCGACGGCCUGGGUGGAGGGAUGGCGGAGGAAGACGCGGCGGCGGCAGCAGCCCAAGGCGGCGGCGCCGCCGCCGGCCGGCGUGGCAUGCACUUCAACCGCCCUGGCGGUGGUCACGACGGCGAGGUUGACGACGAGGCUAGUAACGCUGCAGCGGCAGCUGGCGGCGCCGCUGCUGCAGGGGCAGCUGGUCACGCCAGGGACUUCAAAUACGCUGGCGACGGCCUGGGUGGAGGGAUGGCGGAGGAAGACGCGGCGGCGGCAGUAGCCCAAGGCGGCCGCGCCGCCGCCGGCCGGCGUGGCAUGCACUUCAACCGCCCUGGCGGUGGUCACGACGGCGAGGUUGACGACGAGGCUAGUAACGCUGCAGCGGCAGCUGGCGGCGCCGCUGCUGCAGGGGCAGCUGGUCACGCCAGGGACUUCAAAUACGCUGGCGACGGCCUGGGUGGAGGGAUGGCGGAGGAAGACGCGGCGGCGGCAGCAGCCCAAGGCGGCGGCGCCGCCGCCGGCCGGCGUGGCAUGCACUUCAACCGCCCUGGCGGUGGUCACGACGGCGAGGUUGACGACGAGGCUAGUAACGCUGCAGCGGCAGCUGGCGGCGCCGCUGCUGCAGGGGCAGCUGGUCACGCCAGGGACUUCAAAUACGCUGGCGACGGCCUGGGUGGAGGGAUGGCGGAGGAAGACGCGGCGGCGGCAGUAGCCCAAGGCGGCCGCGCCGCCGCCGGCCGGCGUGGCAUGCACUUCAACCGCCCUGGCGGUGGUCACGACGGCGAGGUUGACGACGAGGCUAGUAACGCUGCAGCGGCAGCUGGCGGCGCCGCUGCUGCAGGGGCAGCUGGUCACGCCAGGGACUUCAAAUACGCUGGCGACGGCCUGGGUGGAGGGAUGGCGGAGGAAGACGCGGCGGCGGCAGUAGCCCAAGGCGGCCGCGCCGCCGCCGGCCGGCGUGGCAUGCACUUUAACCGCCCUGGCGGUGGUCACGACGGCGAGGUUGACGACGAAGGCUCUGCCGCGGCGGAGGAAGCUCCAUCCAGGACCGCCGCGGCUGGCGGCGCCCGCAGCCGGCAGUUCCACCGGCUGGGUGACGCGAACAAUGGAGGCCUGCAGGAGGAGGAGGCGAGGGCAGAGGCGGCGCCGGAGCUUUCCCCGGCUGGCCGAACACCGCUGCCACCCCAGAUCCGGGGCUUUCAGAGACCCGACAAGGGCGGCCAGCAAGGCGCAUUCGACGCAGAGGCUGCCGCCGCCCAGGCCGCUGCUGCUGCGGGGGCGGUGGCAGCGGGUGCUUCCGGCAAGCAGGCGCGGCAGCUCAAGUUCGCAGGCGGCCUUGACAAUACCGAAGGGGAUCUGGAGGAGGAGCAGGGCCCCGCGGGGCAGCCGGGGGCCGCACCGGCAGCGGGAAAGGGGGCUGGAGGUAACCGCAAUGUACGGCAGUUCAAGCACGCGGAGGGCACGUACGGCGCCGACGAAGACCUGAGUGAGGACGAGCUGCCGUCGGAGGGCGACCCACGGGGCACUCUGCCUGCAAACGCCACUGAGGAGGAGCGGCGUCAGUUCAUGAUGCGCUACACCAACCGCGGCCCAACCUACGGAGAUGACAAGAUCGGCGCAGUGGACCUGGUGCGGCUGCAGAGGGAGCACCUCAGGCGCGCGCAACUGACCCGCACAAGCAAGGCAUGGCAGUCGCAGGAGCCCAGGAAAGCCGGGGGUCCGGAAGGGGGACCGGGAGCAAGCAGGAGGCAGUGAGUUGUGGAGUUGUGGAUUGCUAGAAGCUCGUUGUUCGUGAUGGCUCCUAGGAGUGGCUAUUGUAAAGUGGUUGUACUUCAUGUAAACAAUAUUAACGCGUGUCGUGAUCAUACACGAUUGUAACGCGUGCGGUUACAACUGGAAGGGAGGGCAGAGUUGGAUUGUUGAUGGCUUUACUGUGUCGUACAUUACAACGCCCGCAACGCAAUGGGCGUGUGCAGUUGGCAGCUGCCGGGUUGCAGGUCGCCCGGGCUUGCAGUGUUGGCGGGUUGGGGGUCAGUGCUGGGUGCGGGCGAGCGACGAGGGAAGGAAGGGUGUAUAUAUUGGGUUGCGGGGGUACCGGUACUGAUUUCCAUUGCAGCUGUUUGCAGAGCCACCUCGUUUCCCUGCGCUUAGCAAACCGCUUUAGUUGUGGGUCUGGGAUCCACGAGGUGUAGUGCAUUGCUACGCCCGAUAGGUCGCUACUCCCCAACAGCCGGUAUGUGUUUUGACCUGUUGGCGUGCACCAUGCCACUGUCGGCGUCGUGACGUGUGUGACGAUUGAUGAUAUGGUACGACCGACUUCCAGUCCUUGGGAAACAGGGCUGGCCCGUUGGGGUGUGGCAGGUUGGUCUUACCUGGCACCAUGACGUACCGUGCAUGCAUGACCGUAUUGCCCCCGAUGAGGGUGAAAAUGCACCGAUGUUACCAGGCUAAUGUCGUUCAUUAUACCGGUAGGUCCCAUCGCUUCAAGAUACAUCAUGUAGUACUAGUCCAGUGCCGUAUCAUAGCUUGCACAUGGCGGACACACGUAGUUGGAGGCUGUUGGUGGCUUAGUUCGGAGUGGAGCCAGGGCGUAAGGACCGUUCCUGUUUCCUGUGUACAUGGGCCGUGCUCGCCGCGAUGCUGGUAGGGUUAACACUCACAUCACCCAGCUGCAUGCUGAACACAACCGUGCGCGAACCGCACCACCCCGCAUCCCACCUGUUGUUGCCACAUGUGUGAGUCUUAGCAGAAGCCGCCGC